AUGCCAGCUCAAAACCUAGCACUGGAUUGCCAAGGCGAUGAGUCUCGUAUAUUUGACUGCACCAAUAGUCGCAGUGUUCCAAGACGUUGCCCUUAUUUCGACCUCGCCUAUAUUUCAUGUGAACCAGCAAGCUGUACGGAUGGGCAAGUGAGACUGGUGGAUGGAGUGACAGAUGUGGAGGGGAGGGUUGAGAUUUGCUUCAGUAGGAGAUGGGGGACCAUCAGUGGUGAUGGGUGGACUCAGACAGAGUCUACUGUCAUCUGUAAUAACCUCGGAUAUGAGGCCACUGGCAAUGACUAUUCAGUGAGGCCAGCCACAAACUCAAUGCCAGUGUUCAUAAAGACUGUCAGAUGUGCUGGUAGACAGCUGAGCCUCUUGGAAUGUGGCUUCAUAAGAAAUCUUACACACAGUGUCCACUUGGAAGACGUUGGAGUCAAAUGCAAAAAGUCUGAAUGUGAUGAUGGUGACCUGAGAUUGGUGGGAGGAGACUCAGAGAAUGAUGGGUUAUUGCAGGUGUGCUUCAGUGGGAGAUGGGGAACUGUCAAUGUAGAUGGAUGGACAGAUGUGGACACUCAAGUUACCUGCAGACAACUUGGAUUUAACAAUGCUGGGCUGUACUCAGCAAAUGCUGCCAGAAAGGCUCUCUCCACUCCAAUAUACAUGGACAAUGUUGGCUGCUAUGGAGCUGAAGCCAGACUCACCGACUGUGCCUAUUACAGAGACACCAGUGAAGACAGCCACUCUGGAGAUGUGUGGAUUGACUGCAGCAGCAGUGUUAACAGUAUUGAGUCCGACAACAACACAGCAACGGAUAGUGGUGAUAAUGUCACAGGCUUCAUUGUGGCUCUAGUUGCUUUAGUUAGCUUGGUUCUUUUGUCAAAUAUUGCAUUUGUUAGUUACAUUUCUGCUCAAAAGGAUUACACAAGAAAAUUAGAGUCUACUAUAAACAUUCUGCUCAAGGCAAAGGGGAAGCUAAUAUUAAUAUACCUGAUGAACCGGACUCCAAAGACUAUGAAAUUCCAAAGCCCACUGCAACUACACAAGAUGCUCACUAUGCUAAUCUGUCAUCUAGUGCACCAGCGAAACCUUCGGGCAUUUACCAGCCACUGAAAAUGAGCACACUAGAGAGGGAGAGUUGCUACACGGCUCCACAGAAAGCCAUCGGAGUAAAUGGCGGUGGUAAAGGGUAAAACCCUCCUCUACCAGUGUGUCAUUCUGGCAAUAGUGCUACCAACUACGCUAAUGCAAAACUAUUACACAUUAAUGAUUUAUUGUUGGUGAUUGAAUGAUUUAUGUCUUUUUUGUCUCUGUUGUAGCUAGCUAUCAUUCUGUUUUUGCA
Molecule: messenger RNA, 1339 nt
Organism: Geodia barretti
Lineage: Eukaryota; Metazoa; Porifera; Demospongiae; Tetractinellida; Geodiidae
Source: the annotation of a GenBank genome assembly